AUGUCUACCAGAUCACCGGAAACGCCCAACCCCGAACCACCUCCUCCGCCGAACACAGUCGUCCCACACGUGUUGUGUCAUUGCUGUUCUCGUAUCGUCAAGAAGUCCAACAUUAUUCAGGCACUCGCAGCCGACAGGCUUCAUGAGUAUGUGGACACCAUUGAAUCAAAUUUAAAGAAAGAGAUCUUCCUCCACAAUCCCAAUCCCAGCUAUAUAUUUGAGUCAAGCGCCGCUGGGUGCCAUCUUUGUUCCUUGGCUAUUCCAAAGGAUGUCGAUCACUCCUUCUCUGGUCCUCAUCGUUUCUCUACCUCGACCAAUUCCCCAGAGGCAGUGUCUGUCGCACGGUUGUGGAUAGAUCAGUGUAUCCGGAAUCACCCCAGAUGCAACCGAAACCCGUUCAAAACGGAAAGCAAGGAGCAUGAGCGGCUUCCAACAAGGCUAAUCGACGUUGGAAAAGCCGAUGAAGAAGCAGCACCACGAUUGAUUCUCACAUCAACCUCCGUAACUUCCUCAAUCAAAUACCUGACAUUGAGUCAUUCAUGGUCUAUAACUUCAACUGAGUGGACUCUGAAACUGACGAGUGGAAAUAUACAACACCUUCAAAAGCAAAUACCCGUCAAAGACGUCCCGCAAACGUUCCAGGAAUCCAUGGAUUUAACACGACGACUUGGAUAUCAAUAUAUCUGGAUUGAUUCGUUAUGCAUCAUGCAAGAUUCGGAAAGUGACUGGCAUAGGGAGGCCCUUACCAUGAGUCAUACCUACGGCAACUCAACAUGCAACAUUGCCGCUUUGGGAGUCAACGAAGCCGACGCUUGCUUUGUGCAAAGGAACCCGCUUCGCCCGUCCUGGAAACCGACUUUCCCAGGAUUAUACGGUAUUCCAUGCCGGAUUACACCACAAACGAAUGGGAGUAGCGUCUAUGCCGAUCGGCAUCCAACUUGGGAACCGUACCUCUUUAGGCGAGGCUGGGUAAUGCAAGAAAGACUUCUAUCUCCACGCGUUAUUUACACCGGAGCCGAACAACUGUGCUGGGAAUGCUUCAAAGAUUAUGGUCGCACCGAAUUCACCUACGAAUCAGACAGGCUCAUCGCUCUUUCUGGAGUGGCGAAGGCUAUCGAACAUAGCAAAGGAUUCACUUACGUGGCCGGAACAUGGAAGGAGCUCUGGCCCAUGGACUUAUUGUGGUACAGGCUGUACCUGAAUCGUGACCGCAAGGGGACACCCAAGAAGGAACUAGCGAACCGUUCGCGAUCGAAAGCCCCUUCGUGGUCCUGGGCUGCCGUGAAACGGGACAGGGACGGGGUGUUUCGCUUCAUAUGUUACGAUUCCCCCCACAAUACCGACCACAUCACCUACUUGGCACAGGCCAUUGAUUUCACCAGCCCCACAUCUACAGCUCGAUAUACUGGUACGGGGGCGAAUGAAGACAGAAUAACACUCACCAUAAAGGGUGGAGUUAAGAGAGGGGUGGUGAGUUUAUACAGGGGCACCUCUGCAUUAAAGCCCUCGUUUGAACGCGGAGAUUUUAGUGUGCAAUUCAGCGACGGAUCCGAUCACCCUGGUUAUCGUCCUUCUUGGGACCAAAUUCCAAAGGUGGGCGACUCAGUGCUCCUUUUAUACUUAAUGAAAGGGAAAUAUAGCACCCCGACCGAACACCUCUGCCAGUGGGGACUGGUCCUGAUGCUGGAGGAGGGCGCACAGAAUCAAGACGGGCAGCUUUGUUACAGACGCGUGGGCUUGUUCCGUGAACUUGAUUGGGAGGACGGUAACAACUGGGAGGAGGAAACUGUUUGUCUCUGUUAAUGGCUCAAAGAGAUAGGCACAGGGCAGAGAAUUGUGCAGGCCAAGGGGGUAGUCUAGUGAGUGCGAGACUGUGUCGUGGCUUGGAUCAUUGAUGGGACUUGCUCUCGAUGGAUGUUAGAACCUUGAUGGCUUCUUUUCUUUGAUGUUAAGUUGUGAUAGGGCAUGAUAAGAUUUUGGUAGAAAUACUGUGGGC
This is a messenger RNA of Neurospora tetraspora, 1996 nucleotides long. RefSeq names its product heterokaryon incompatibility protein-domain-containing protein. The transcript is spliced from 4 exons. The record is from RefSeq and is a predicted model, not a curated record. Lineage: Eukaryota; Fungi; Ascomycota; Sordariomycetes; Sordariales; Sordariaceae. The coding region runs from base 1 to 1803 and encodes 600 amino acids.